Molecule: messenger RNA, 3885 nt
Organism: Bubalus bubalis (water buffalo)
Lineage: Eukaryota; Metazoa; Chordata; Mammalia; Artiodactyla; Bovidae
Product: HIV Tat-specific factor 1
Exons: 2
Coding region: 269-2581 (770 amino acids)
Biological process (GO): mRNA splicing, via spliceosome
Cellular component (GO): U2-type spliceosomal complex; U2 snRNP
Molecular function (GO): RNA binding
Source: RefSeq, a predicted model, not a curated record
GCAGAGCCCAUGCGCACAGCGUUGGGGUGGAGUCGGCAUCGCCAUCUUGAGCUGAAGUGUCCUGGGCAGCGUAUCUCCACCAGGCAGCUGGCCAAAGUGCCCUGUUGCUCGAAGUGAUUCUUUGCUGGGAACACUAAUCCCAUGUGUUAGGUAUGAGGCCUCUGCUCACUGUCCGUGACAGGAAAAUGAAACUAGACUAACCCAGAGGAAGAGCAUCAGCUUGGCCUCUUCGCUCAACUGGACCUUGCCUCUAGGCUAAGUGGGCAACAUGAGCGGCAACAACUUGGAUGUGAACGACAAGUUUGAUGAGCAGUUGCGAGUGCAAGAAUGGUACAGAGACACCAAGGACAACGGCACUGAGAAAGAUCCCGGUGCAGAAACCGAUUCUUUCAGACAGCAGCCGACUGACACCCCAUACGAAUGGGACCUAGACAAGAAGGCUUGGUUCCCCAAGAUCACUGAAGAUUUCAUUGCUACAUAUCAGGCCAAUUAUGGCUUUUCUAAUGAUGGUGCAUCUAAUUCUACUGCAAGUGUCCAAGAUGUCAGUGCUAGGACUGCAGAAGAACCUCCACAAAGACAACCCCCUGAUCCCAGUGAUCCGAAAAAGAAGGGAGAAAAGAGAAAGACUGAAUCAGGAUGGUUUCAUGUUGAAGACAACAUAAAUACAAAUGUUUAUGUGUCUGGUUUGCCUCCAGACAUUACAGUGGAUGAAUUUAUACAGCUCAUGUCGAAGUUCGGCAUUAUUAUGAGAGAUCCUCAAACGGGAGAAUUUAAGGUCAAGCUUUACAAAGGUGAUCAAGGAAAUCUUAAAGGAGAUGGACUUUGCUGUUAUUUGAAGAGAGAAUCUGUGGAUCUGGCAUUAAAACUUUUGGAUGAAGAUGAAAUUAGAGGCUACAGAUUACAUGUGGAGGUGGCAAAAUUUCAGUUGAAGGGAGAAUAUGAUGCCUCAAAGAAGAAGAAGAAGUGCAAAGACUACAAGAAAAAGCUGUCUAUGCAACAAAAGCAGUUGGAUUGGAGACCUGAGAGACAAGCUGGCUCAUCUCGAAUGCACCAUGAGCGAGUUGUCAUCAUCAAAAACAUGUUUCAUCCAGUGGAUUUUGAGGAUGAUCCACUGGUGUUGAAUGAAAUCAGAGAAGACCUUCGAGUAGAGUGUUCAAAGUUUGGACAAAUUAGGAAGCUCCUUCUCUUUGAUAGACACCCUGAUGGUGUGGCCUCUGUGUCCUUUAGGAGUCCAGAGGAAGCUGAUUAUUGUAUUCAAACCCUCAAUGGAAGGUGGUUUGGUGGGCGUCAAAUCACUGCCCAAGCGUGGGAUGGAACUAUGGAUUGUCAGGUGGAGGAGACCACAAGAGAAAGGGAGGAAAGGCUGAGAGGAUGGGAGGCUUUCCUCAAUGCUCCUGAGGCCAACAGAGGCCUGCAGCAUUCAGAUUCCAUCCGUGCUCCAGAAAGGGCAGGGCCUUCUAGAGUUAGGCAUUUUUCUGGGCAUCCUGGCACAUCUCAAACAAAUGUUCAAGAAGCUGUAACUGAAAUGGCAUUUGAAGAACCUAUAGAUGAAAAGAAGUUUGAAAAAAUGGAAGAUGGGGGAGAAGUUGAAGAAGCUACUUCUGAAAAAGAUGCUAAAGAAAGUGGCCCUGAAAAAGAAGCUGAAGGUUCCCGAGAAGAAUCUGAAGAAAGCUGCCUUGAAAGAGAGUCUAAGGCAGCCUGUCCCAAAAGAGAGCAUGAAGAAGACUUCCCAGAGACAGAGUCUGGAGAAGGCAACCCUGAGAACGAGCAUGAAGAGGGUAAUCCUAACAAAGAGUCAAAAGAGACUGUCCCUGAAAGAGAAUCCAAAAAGAAGAAACUCAAAACGGAUCCUGACAAGAAUGGCCAUGAGAAGGAGUCUGAAGAAGAAGGCUCUGGCAAGGAGUCGGAGGGGGAGGCCAGCCCCCAAAAGGUGGCUUCUGAAGAUGACAACUCAGAACAAGAGUCUAAAGACUGCUCAGAAAAGCAGUUUGAAGAUGGCUCUGAAAAAGAGUUAGAAGAAAAUGGCCUUGAGAAAGGUUUUGAGGAAGAUGCCUCUGACAAGGAAUUUAAUGAAAAUAUUCCGGAAAAAGGGUUAGAAGAAAAUGAGUCUGAAAAAUCAGAAUUCGAAGAUGACAGCUCUGAAAAAGUGUUUGAUGAAGAAGGCUCUGAGAAAGAGUUUGACGAAGAGUCAGAUGAAAAGGAAGAAGAAGAGGAUGCAUAUGGAAAGGUAUUUGAUGAUGAAUCAGAUGAGGAGGACGAAGAAGACACAGAAGAAAAGGAACUUGAAGAUGCUGAUGAAAAGGAUGAAGAAGAUGAUGCAGAUGAAAAGGUCUUUGAAGAUUCAGAUGGAAAAGAAGAUGAGAAAGAUGGAGAUGUAAAGGAAGAUGAAGACAUAGAUGAAAAGGUGUUUGAAGAUGAUGAUUCCAGCGAGAAGUUUUUUGAUGACGAUUCCAGUGACAAAUUGUCUGAUGAGAGAGGGACUGUGGGUGGUUUAGGGGAUGUUAAGGAGGAAGGACCCUUGUCCACAGGCAGCAGCUUUGUUCUCGGUAGUGAUGAUGAUGAUGAAAACGACACUAUUUAAUCCCUUAAACUUGCUUUCUAGGGAGAUUCCAUCUCCAUUUUGCCUCUGCUGCAGGGUAAUUACUCAUAGUGUUACAUGAACGUGUGCAUAGGGGUAGGAUGCCAUCUGAUUAAUGCAGUGAAGUGUUCAUGGUUACCUGUACCUAAUGAUUUUAAAUAUGUGUUCAUUGGCUAUUCAGUUCAAACUCCAUAGCAUAAUGCAAGUUAAUGUACUCCUCCUCCUCUGUCAGAUUUGUUAAGUGCAUGCAGAAUAAUAUUUUUUUAAGUGUUCUGAUUUAAGUUUGUGACACUCAAAAAUAAAGUUGUUGAUAUGCAGAAAUGGAAAAAAAAUCAAUGCAAAAGCCUGUCAGACACUCCAGUUUAUUGAAAACACAUUCUACUUUUGCAAGUAAAGACAACAUAGAGGAUAGAGUUAAGAGCUAAGGAAAUAUUAUUUCCAGGCUUUAAACCUAAUUAAGAAAGAGCCAAUUUUCCACCAUUUAUUCAGACAGCUUCAGGUAGAUAACUUGUUUCUUCAGGUUCACAGUUCCACAGAGUGAGAACUUGUAAGAUAUCAACUACACUAUAUCAAUUUACAGCCUGGAGUUUACCCACAUCUGGAUCUGAUUUAGAUUUUGGACUUUGUACUGAUGACAUGAUGAGAUUUGGUUGCAUACAAGGAGAUUAUAGGGGCUUUGGACUAAUGCUGUACAGAAUUCUACUUUUGAGAACUUUGGAAAGAGAUGACAGUAUUUUGUAUUUUAGCGAGAGAAUAACUGUGGGUCCACACAUUAAGCUGUGGUAUGCAGAAUUCUAAGAUGGUCCCCAAGAUUUCUAGCCCCUAAUGUAUGCACCUUGUUUAAUAUCCUCCUCUUGAGGGUGGGCAGGACCUAUGAAUAUGAUGGGACUGUGGCUCACUUCAUUCGUUUACCUUGUGUAGCAAAGGUGAUGAGAUAGUUGUUCCCAUGAUUAAAUGAUGUUAUAUGACAUCUUCAUAGCAAACUGAAAUGGGAGUCUUCUGCUGGCCUACAAGAAAUAAGCUUCCUUGUGAUAGGGCCAUCUGGCUAUGUAGUGAAGGCAGCUUUUUGUAGUUGAGAGAAACCCAGAAUGACUGCUGGCAAGAAAAUACCUCAGUUCUAUAGGCUCUUGGAACUGAAUUUUGCCAAUAAUGUGAAAAAACUUGGAAACUCAAGAUGGGAAUGUAAUCUACAUGACAACUUGAUUUCCUCCUGUUGAGACCCCAAGAGGUCUCUGCAUUAUUUGCAGAAAUGACAAGAUAAUAAAUGUAUGUAUCAGUUCAGUUCUGUUGCUCAGUCGUGUCUGACU